AUGUCUGAUAACCCGGAUCCUGCAAAUUCCGAGCGGCAAGAAGAUUUACAACAUAGCGCUAGUCGGCCUAUUCAGCCUAGAAGACGGUCGUUGGUAAUAAACACUCACGCAGGGUCAGUAGUUGGUUCCCUUGGGCGUCAGGGAUUCGCAGACACUUUUGGGCUCCAAGCAACCCCGCUCAAGAUUGUUGUCAACAUUGACGGGCCCGGAGAACGUUGCGCAGUUGAAGACGGUGAUGGUGGUAUAAUUGAUACUGCCCUGGGCUCAUCAGCCGAAAGAGUUUUGCAAGAACGUGAAGAUUUACUCCGAGACAACGGGGUGAAUAUGAGCUACGGUACCUCGAGCCUCCAUACAGAAGCCGCUGCUAUUGAGUCUGCGUGGGAGCAAGCAGUUGCUCAAGGAAAGAUCAGCACCAAAGUUCGGAGGGAGUUUUACGUUCUUGUCAAGAAUGCCGCACCCUUGGCAAUCACGUUCUUCCUUCAGUAUUCAUUGACGGUUGCUUCAAUCUUUAGCGUUGGGCAUUUGGGGAAAGACGAGCUUGGUGCAGUCUCCCUAGCGGCAAUGACCGGAAGUAUCACAGGUUUCGCUAUGAUUCAGGGCAUAGCAACCUGCCUGGACACACUAUGUCCCCAAUCAUAUGGCGCUGGUCGCUUUGAUCUCGUUGGAGUGUAUACGCAGAAAUGUGUUGCAAUGACGCUUAUUUGCCUGCUACCAGUUUUUAUCGUCUGGUUCAAGGCUGACGUUGUUCUUUCUUUUAUUUUACCCGAGGGCGAGGAGUACUUGAUUAGCCUUGCUGCUCGUUAUUUGCGUAUUCUAACUAUCGGUAUGCCACCGUACGUUGUUUUCGAGUGUGGAAAGAGGUUUUUGCAGGCUCAAGGAAUUUUCCACGCUUCUACAGUGGUCAUUGUGAUCUGUGCCCCAUGUAAUGUAUUCUUGAACUACUUCCUGGUGUGGAACCCAACAUGGGGCAUUGGCUACGUAGGAGCCCCUCUAGCGGUUGCAAUCACUAACUGGCUUAUGAUGAUACUGAUGAUCCUGUACGUUGUUUUUAUUGAUGGCAAAAAGUGUUGGAACGGCUUCGAGAGGAGCAUUUUCUCCGACUGGGGCCCUAUUUUCCGGCUGGCCAUCCCUGGUGUUGUUAUGCUUGAAGCAGAAUUCAUGGCUUUCGAGAUCUUGACUCUGGCUUCGUCUCAUUUGGGCACCGUCAAUCUCGCUGCCCAGACUAUUUUAUCCACGAUCACGACAUUGGCAUAUGAAGUGCCCUUUGCAUUGGCCGUGGCAACCUCAACUCGCAUCGCCAACUUUAUUGGCGCCCGCCUCAUAAAACCCGCUAUUUUGACCGCCAAAGUCGCGGUUGUAAUGGCUGGUGGUUUGGCAACGUUCGACGCCUUGAUGCUGUACACUUUCCGGUACCCUAUUUCAGGUUUGUUUUCCAAUGACCAGGAGGUUGUUGAAGCCGCGGCCACUGCAUUUGCCAGCUGCUCAUUUAUGCUUGUUCUCGACGGCUUGUAUGGUGUUUUAGGUGGAAUUCUGCGUGGACAGGGCCGGCAGUACAUUGGCGGCUACGUAAAUCUAUUUGCAUAUUACGGCGUUGGAGUCCCCAUGGCUUUGCUACUCGCCUUCAAAUUCGAAUACGGCCUCAGUGGUCUUUGGGUUGGAAUUAGCACGGGUGUGUCAUCCGCUGUCUUGAUCUUGGCGUAUAACAUUCGUUAUACCAAUUGGCAUUCGGUCGUUAAGCAGGCUGAAGAAGCAACUUCAUAA
This is a messenger RNA of Wickerhamiella sorbophila, 1761 nucleotides long. Its product is annotated as Ethionine resistance-conferring protein 1. Gene Ontology annotation, molecular function: antiporter activity; xenobiotic transmembrane transporter activity. Gene Ontology annotation, biological process: xenobiotic detoxification by transmembrane export across the plasma membrane. The transcript has a single exon. Gene Ontology annotation, cellular component: membrane. Bases 1 to 1761 code for a protein of 586 amino acids. The record is from RefSeq and is a predicted model, not a curated record. NCBI's taxonomy places the organism in Eukaryota, Fungi, Ascomycota, Dipodascomycetes, Dipodascales, Trichomonascaceae.